AGCCAUGGAGAUAGAGAGAAGAAAAGGCAAACCAUAUUGAGAAAGAGGAGAAGAAUAAUGAGAAAAUGAGAAACUAUGAUAAUGGCUAUAAACAAGGGUCAUCAUCACCUCUAUAUCCGAGCUUCUAUUUCUAAAUAAUAUAUAUAUGUAUAUGUGAUCUUUCUUCCUAGGUUUGUAUUUUCAUGGCAGACCAUGUUGGCCUUUAACACAUCCAGUUUGAGAAGAGCAGCAUUUCAUCACCAUCAUCAUCAUCUCCUUCACCAUCUAAAUUCUUCUUCUUUCUUUCCUUGCUGUUGAUUCUUUAACAGCAUAGUUUCAACUUGUUCCCAUAACUGAAUCAGCAUCAACUUUUGAUCAGUAUCUGAGAAGCUGGUGGGCAGAAGAAAGCAUAAACAAAGUAACGGAAAAAGCUGGAUUUAAAUGGCUAGAGAAUUUUGUGAAGAUAAAUCGAGGAAUAUUGUCUCAUCAAGUACUGGUUUUUGUUACUCGGAUGUUUCAUCUGGUAACAUGCAAACCCAGAUGGUGAACCAGAUCCAAGGGUUUGAAUCCAAUCCAGAGAUCUUCAAUUUGACCACAGGCAUGGAGAUGAUAGGGUUUUCCAAGAACCUACAGCAGCAACAAGGUGACACCAACAUGGCCAUGUGGUUCAACAAACAUGAAAACAACCCUUCUUCUUCCAAGGAGAUCAAUGAGUCAACCACCCAUUUCUAUCAACAUGAGUUCCACAAGCCCGAGUUCACAACUGGGAUAUCUGAAACUAGUGCAGAGAAUCUAAUAGUUGGACCAGAGUCAGGUCCUUGGCAAGAAAACAAGUUGCUUGUUGAUGAUUCUUCUUUGAGGUGUGUGUUUCCAUCACAGAGGCCAAGUCAAGGUCUUUCACUCUCACUUUCAUCCAGUAAUCCUACGGCCAGUAUCGGGUUGCAGUCUUUUGAGCUUAGACAAACCAGCCACAGUAGUCAUGACCAGGCAGAUGACACGAGGUUUAUCGGUUCUAGUUCCAGAGAUGGUUUCUUUGAAAAGCCUGCAAAUUUAAAUCAAGGCCAGUUCCAGCUGAGGCGCUCUAAGUACUUGGACCCUGCUAAGGAACUUUUGAAUGAAUUUUGCAGCCUGGGAAUAAAGCAGUUUGAUGCAUCGAAGCAAAAGCAGACCCAUAAGACCAGACAGUGGGAUAACGAUGAUGAUGGAGCUAGCCCUUCGAGGAAACAAUCCCUAUAUUCCCUUGACUUCUCCGAAUUGCAGAGAAGGAAAACCAAGUUGCUUUCAAUGCUUGAAGAGGUGGAUAAAAGAUACAAGGUCUACUGUAGUCAAAUGAAAACAGUCGUAUCUUCGUUCGAAGCGGUAGCCGGCACCGGGGCUGCAUCGGUGUACUCAGCGUUGGCCUCCAAAGCCAUGUCGAGACAUUUUAGAUGCUUAAGAGAUGGGAUUGUGAGUCAGAUUCAGGCCACAAGGAAGGCCAUGGGAGAAAAAGACCCGGUUGCACCAGGCACGACAAAAGGCGAAACACCGAGGCUAAGGGUCCUGGAUCAAGCUUUGAGGCAACAAAGGGCGUUUCAACAGAUGAGCAUGGAGAGUCACCCUUGGAGACCCCAAAGAGGCCUACCUGAAAGAUCUGUUUCCGUUCUUCGAGCUUGGUUGUUCGAGCAUUUCCUUCACCCGUAUCCAAGCGAUGUCGAUAAACAUAUCUUAGCCCGCCAAACCGGCCUCUCAAGGAGCCAGGUAUCCAAUUGGUUCAUCAAUGCUCGAGUGAGACUAUGGAAACCAAUGGUGGAAGAAAUGUAUUUGGAAGAAACAAAGGAGCACGAGAACUCUUCAGAUAAUGGAGUUCAGGAUGGUGAUGAUAAUGACAAUGGAGAUGGUCGGUUAAAUAUUCCACUCGCCGAUCAGAAACCCAUCCCGAACCAGCUCAUGGGAGUGGGACGGAGAGGGACAGCAUUUGCCUUACAGGAACUUGAUGGGGGCACAACUGCUUCAUGA
This is a messenger RNA of Hibiscus syriacus, 1974 nucleotides long. RefSeq names its product homeobox protein BEL1 homolog. Gene Ontology annotation, molecular function: DNA-binding transcription factor activity, RNA polymerase II-specific; RNA polymerase II cis-regulatory region sequence-specific DNA binding. The record is from RefSeq and is a predicted model, not a curated record. Bases 421 to 1974 code for a protein of 517 amino acids. Gene Ontology annotation, biological process: regulation of transcription by RNA polymerase II. NCBI's taxonomy places the organism in Eukaryota, Viridiplantae, Streptophyta, Magnoliopsida, Malvales, Malvaceae. The transcript has 6 exons.